This is a messenger RNA of Penicillium angulare, 945 nucleotides long. RefSeq names its product SDR family oxidoreductase. NCBI's taxonomy places the organism in Eukaryota, Fungi, Ascomycota, Eurotiomycetes, Eurotiales, Aspergillaceae. The record is from RefSeq and is a predicted model, not a curated record. The transcript has a single exon. The coding region runs from base 1 to 945 and encodes 314 amino acids.
AUGCAUAUUCUCAUUACCGGCGCCGCCGGCUUCAUCGGCCAAUUGCUUGCUAGAGAGUUACUCAAUGAUCCCUCGCAUCGCGUUACAUUGACAGACAUCCACCAGCCUCCAAUCCCCGAGGGUGUCAAAUACCCACAGAAUGCGACGACUGUGAAGGGGGAUCUUCUUACCGCAGCAAAUGAUAUCGUCGACAAGUCUCUAGAUGCUGUCUACGCUUUCCACGGGAUAAUGUCCUCUGGCUCCGAGAUAAAUUUCGACCUGGGCAUGAGCGUAAACAUUGACGCCACUCGCAACCUGUUGGAGGCUCUAAGACAUACCUGCCCCGGAGUUCGAGUGAUCUAUUCCUCUAGCCAGGCUGUUUACGGCCAACCCUUACCGGAGGUGGUGACCGAUAGCGUUAUCCCAACACCUGAAUCCUCAUACGGCGCAGAGAAGAUCGUCUGCGAAACACUAGUGAACGAAUACACCCGCCGUAAGUUCAUCACUGGCUUCAGCUUGCGCUUCCCCACGAUCUCCGUUCGUGCCGGUGCCCCGACGGCCGCCGCUUCCUCCUUCCUCUCCGGCUUGAUUCGUGAGCCUCUCAAUGGCCAGGAGUGUAUUAUUCCUAUCGAGGACCGAUCCUUCAAGUCUUGGCUUUGCUCACCUAAAACUCUGGUGCAUAAUCUUCUUCUUACUCUUCAACUCCCUGCGGACUCGGUACCCUUGCAUAUUCGCCAGAUCAAUGUACCCGGUAUCUGUGUGACUGUUCAAGAUAUGAUGGAUGCACUGGAGAAGAUUGGCGGCAAGGAUAAGCUAGCGCUUCUCAAGGAGAAGGAAGAUCCGGCCUUUGUGCCAAUUUUGAGGUCUUGGCCUACUCAAUUCGAUAACACGCAGGCCAUUUCUCUGGGCUACAAGCGGGACGAAUCCUUUGAGCAAGCUGUGCUAGACUACAAGCAGUCAUUGUAA